Molecule: messenger RNA, 1619 nt
Organism: Armigeres subalbatus
Lineage: Eukaryota; Metazoa; Arthropoda; Insecta; Diptera; Culicidae
Exons: 2
Coding region: 95-1009 (304 amino acids)
Source: RefSeq, a predicted model, not a curated record
CAAUGUGAAACGCAUUUUAAAGAAACGUAUUGUAACGCGCCCCUAACCGGAUAUCGGUCUAGAGCUCGGGGUGUGAAUCGUGGUAGCGAGAGUGAUGUCGCCAUUCUGUAAACGAAUUUUGAGGAGAGAAGACGUUCCGCGAGUGAGUUUAUAUUUUGCAAAGAGUUUGUCGAGCACAUUUAAGUUGCAAUUCGUAAUCAGGAAUACAGUGAAGUACGAAUACGACAUGGCGCAGUCGGCAGAUAAAACGGCACGCACGCGAGAACAGAAGAAGAAGAAGACCAAAGAUUUGGCCCGUGAGUUAGCUGAAGAGAAGGCCAAGAAUGCGACAUUGAUGGAAGCAUUAGAUCGCAGUCUUCACGAAAAUCCUGAUUUGGAUUUCAACGUGGAGAACAGAAUGAGCAGUACUCGACAGGCGGGUCCACAGAGCUUCGAAGAGUCGAAAUUUUUUUCAUCCAUGAAUCAGCUGUCAAUCGCAUCAAUCAACGUGCCCGAAUGCAAAGCACCAGAUGGUGAAGAGAUACAUCGUCAAACAUAUGAGAUGUGGAAAGAUCUGCUGGUGGAUUCUCUCAAGCUGGCGGGAGUAGACGAUGAAUCCACAAAAUUCACGGUUUUUAAAGUUAAGGCUGGAACUCGGCUUCUGGAAAUAUACCGGAAUACCAAAUCUCGAGAUGAUGCACCUGAUCAAGUUACCGAACCUUUCUCGAAUGCGUUACAUCGCCUCCGGACGUACUUCGGAUCGGGAUCGGACGUAAUGUUGAUGAGACGUAAGCUGUCGCUAAUGAUGCAGAAACCAGAUGAAACCGACCUUAGCUUUAUAACAAGAGUCGGUUCAACAGCACGAUUGUGUGAAUUCAAUGCUGAAAAAGAGUUUGAAGAAAUUGUGUCUACCGUAGCGGAACACGCUAGAUGCAGAGAGGUUCGAACCACGGCUUUAAAAAUGUUAAGUCGAAAAUGCACUUUUAUUGAUCUGGUGGACAAGGUGCGGAACUUGAGACCAUCAGGUUAAACGAAGAAUACGUAAUGCGCAGACAUCGCGAUACAGAGACAGCAUCAGUCGCUCCGGUUCAGUCAUUCGCUGGAUGGGACUCCACACGAGAGCAAAGAUAUCCAGGGAGCUUCAUUUCCCGUGGAUCACGUGGUGGUGGUUUUCAACGCGGCAUUUCAAGUCGUCGAGGUACAUGGCAGAGUAAUAGAGGCAGACAACGUGGCGGUUAUCAAACUCACCAAUUCAGAAAUGACCCACCGCGAGGUGAACGAUGCUGGAGAUGCGGUGGAGUGUAUCAUACAGCAAUGGAUUGUACUGCGAGAGACAAAAAUUGCAACAGGUGUGGACGCCUUGGACACAUCCAAAGAGUGUGCACAUACUCGGAGACUAACAAGCGUGUUGCAAUGGAAACAUUGGAUACGGUUCCUAAAAAGAUCGCUGCAAUUGAGAUUCCAGAGGAAAAACUUAAAGAGGACCCGGUAAGUGGAACUGCGGAAACCACUAUUUGAGAGACAAUUUAUCAUGUAAAAUUUAAUAAUGUUUACUGUUUAUUGAAGUUUCGAGGUUAUUAACAAAAUUAAAAUAAAAUUUGAACUCGUUAAAUAUUUAGUUUUGCUGAAAAAUGACUAAC